AUGUCUAACCCCAAAGAUUUCAAGUUCACCUUGAAGGCCAUUAUAAACAAGCAAAAGACUAAGGUUCUUUACGUGGAGGCCGAUAGCGAUUUCGCAGAUGUGUUGUUGAGCUUCCUGACGUUGCCAUUGGGUACUAUCGUUCGAGUCUUGAACAAACACUAUGGUGAUGAGGCCCCUGUUGUAGGAAGCCUAACCACUUUGUACAAUGGCUUACGCAAUUUGGACAAUGGUUUUUUCUUGUUGGAGGACUGUAAGAACCUGCUGCUCAACCCGAUAAGGUCGUCUGAGGUUGAAUGUCGUCGGUUGAAAAUCAACGUUGACGACACGCCUCCCACAAGGUACUUCAUAUGUGGAGACACAAACUGUUUUCCGACUGUAAGCAUGUACUUCAGCGGAUUGAAAUGCGAUUGCGGAAAGCCGUUGGACAAAAACAUUUACGUGAGAGGCGUGGACGAUGGUGGCGGCGGGGUGUUUAUUGCAAAUAAUGGAUUUGCUGAAGGAGUUAUUAGUUUCUCGGGCACCACUCACGGAACUUAUUCUCCACCAAAAGCCGAUGAACCACGCGACAGGCAAGCAAAAUAUGUAAAAGGACAAACUAUGUAUAUGGUGACCGACGAUUUAACUGUGACUCCCUUGUCUUCCACCUCCGGCCUUUCCGUUUUCAAUAGCCUUAAAAUCCCUUUGUCCAAAGUCAAGGAACUCGAGCUGGCUGUUGGUUUGGAAGAGGCUCUGAGCAUACUUGAAAGCAUCUCUGACUUCGUCUCGCGCCUUAACAGAUGGCCUUAUCACUGCAUUUUUAAUGAAAAAACCGAAGCAAGAGGGCUGAAGAUAUAUGUGACCCCAGCUGGUGCUCGUGCAAUAGUUUUCAUUACUAGUCUUACUUUUUUGUAA
Messenger RNA from Striga hermonthica, 891 nucleotides. The record is from the annotation of a GenBank genome assembly. Lineage: Eukaryota; Viridiplantae; Streptophyta; Magnoliopsida; Lamiales; Orobanchaceae.